Molecule: messenger RNA, 10453 nt
Organism: Homarus americanus (American lobster)
Lineage: Eukaryota; Metazoa; Arthropoda; Malacostraca; Decapoda; Nephropidae
Gene: nab
Product: NGFI-A-binding protein homolog
Exons: 14
Coding region: 1-2346 (781 amino acids)
Biological process (GO): negative regulation of DNA-templated transcription
Cellular component (GO): nucleus
Molecular function (GO): transcription factor binding; transcription coregulator activity
Source: RefSeq, a predicted model, not a curated record
AUGGGUGUGGCUAGGUCAGGACGGAUGGUUGACAGCGCGUGUUUGUACAAUGGUUUUUCACGGCGCGGCCCACCAUUAGCAUUUUUGUGGGAGCGACACGUGUGUUUGCCACUAUCCACUAUUUUGAGUCUCCGCUCUGCCAAAGUAGAUGAUGCAAAACUUAAUGGCACCAAACGUCCCUUCCUCUACAGGGUAUUUUUGCCUGCAUCGUCGUCGCCUCCUUCUGUUAUGGCCGUGACGUCACAACCUUCCAACGAAUCGGAGCUUCAGCUGUACCGAGUGUUACAACGGGCCAACCUCCUUAAUUACUACGACACGUUCAUCAGUCAAGGAGGCGACGACGUGCAGCAGCUGUGCGAGGCUGGAGAGGAGGAGUUCCUGGAGAUCAUGGCCCUCGUAGGGAUGGCCUCCAAGCCCCUACACGUGAGGAGACUACAGAAGGCUCUACAAGAGUGGGUCUCCAAUCCUGUGACUACCAUGACAUCGCCAGCACCCCCGGCGUGGUCACCCCACCACUAUGGCAUGCAUGGCAACGCCCACAACCCCGGCGUGGUGGCGCCCCCCAGCACUAAGACAUCCACGGCAGCACUGGACCGCCAGGCACCGAUGGACAAAUACUCAGCCAUGUUCCAGAUUCCCCUCCUGCCCAACCUGCCGCCCUCAGUGGUGGCGGGGUUUCCUUCAAUCUCCACUAGGGGCAUCUUGGGUACGCCUACGCCCACACGCCCCUCACCGCCAAUGACCACGCCCAACAUUCAUGCCAACCACAACUCUAGUCCGGGCAUAACCAAGGACUCUAUGGUCGCUAUGAACAACAACAGUCUGGUCGGUGUGCGUGACGGACCCGGCCUGCCCUCCACCCUCUCCGUGGCGCCCACCACCUCCUCCUCCAGCACCCCCAACAUCCCCAUCUCCACCCACGGAGUAUGUACUUCCAACCCCCGCGAUGGACCCAUGGGCCUUGGGGCGUCCGGUAUGGGCGGCCCCAUGCCCAGUAUAGGCGGGACACCUAUGGGUGGACUCGGAGGGGGAAUGGGAGGAAGUUUGGGGGGGUCAAGAGGACCUUCCCCCCACCACACCUCGCCCACACACCCGGGAGGGAUCAUCACCCCCACCUCAGUCGGCCUACAGAACUGCCAUGGAACAAUGACGCCUGAUAAGAACGCGGAGUUUUUUCUUCCACUCAUGAAGUACAUAAUGAACAUGAGUGAGGACGACCCGCGUAGGAUGGAGGAAAUACGCAAGUACGCCGCCAUCUACGGACGCUUCGACUGUAAACGGAAACCUGAAAAACCGCUGACCAUGCACGAGGUGUCGGUGAACGAGGCGGCGGCGCAGAUCUGCAAGUAUAUGCCAGCGCUACUGACGCGGCGAGACGAGCUCUUCCCUCUGGCCAGGCAAGUGGUGCGAGACUCCGGCUACCCGUACUCCAAGGGUCACUCCAGCAGGUCACAGACGGUGGUGGGCCGCGAGGAGGAGCCCAGGACCAAGAGGACUAGGUCAGACUCUGGCCAUGACGCAGGUGACCUCAAGAACGACCUCCAGUGGAAGAAAAGACAGGAGCGACUGGAGGCCAUCAGCGAAGAGCUCCGACACAUGAGUGAGCGAGCGGAGGAGGUGCGGUCGAGCCUCAGUUCUGGCGGUGGAGACGUGUCCGCCCUCACCUCUCAGAUGGACGCCCUACAGUCACGACACUCUCAACUCACCCUCGAGCAGAACGAACUACUCAAGGCCCAGCGCAAAGCCAAGAGUGACCGAGUCUCUGUCUGUAGUGAGGAACGAGAACGUGGUGAGGAUUCGGACUCUCAGUUCUCCUACAGCGGCGCCAGUUCUCCCUCACAGUCGUACCUACAGCAGCUGGUGCAGGACACCCUAGUGGACGAAGGUCUACGUGUGGUCAAGGAGUCCCUAAACCAACAGAAGGACCCAGUCUCUGGCUCACGCCCUCAGGAUUCCUCCACAUACCCACGUGCCCCUCAGCAGGCGCAGCAGCAGCAGCAGCAGCAGCAGCAGGAUGGGGCCGCGGGCAAGCAUAACUCGACGGUGCCGGUAUCGACGCCCACCUCCACCGCCUCCGGCAGACUAGUGUCGCCGCCCACCACCUACUCUGAGAUGUUCUCUUACCCCGAGAAUAAGGUGCUGUCUUCGAGCCAGGGAAAUAUCAUCGCUGUAACCAACCCAGCGCUCGCAAUGUCAGCCGCCAUGGUGCCCUCACAACUCAGCGACGAGGAGCGUCAUAUUUCUGCUCUCUACACACUCAGUCAGACUGUUGGAGCCGCGGCUGCCGCCAGGGGAAACUCCAUUAAACAAGAACCUAACUCACCAGGAGCUACCAAGCAGGAAUAACUGCUGGACGGUUCAAUUACCACAGGUUACUAGACAGGGGCAUGGAGACACUCCAGAAGCUGUUGAGUAGCUCUUGAGACUCGCCCAACACUCCAGAUUGUAUCAGAGUAAUGUACUAUGGCUCCACUGCAGCCGUCACCAUCUCCUAUACUACAGUACUCAGUUCCCUAAAAGCCUUCAGACCUUUGUGACAGUAACCCACCUCUCCAUGCAGCAGUAACUCUCGGCAAGUUAUUCACAUUUCUAAACUUCACCUGACACUAGAACUCUUGGGCAGAAAAUCCAACUGCCCAAGAGUCAUCAGCCACUAAUAACUAUUGGACAAUUAUUCAGUUGUCCAAGAGUCGGCAGUCACCAGAACUCUUGAAUGGUAACACACCAGGUCAAGAGUCACCAUCCACCAUCAUCUUACAUAUUAACUAAUGAUCUAAGAGCCAGUUUAUUGCCUUACAGCCACUAGCCCCCAGCAAAUCCUGAGCAGUAACAAACUUUUCAAGAGCCACCAGCCUCCAGUUAUACCUGAACAGUACCCAAAUGUUCAAGAGCCACCAGGCACAAGCAACUCCCGUGAAGUAAUCUUUAAGAGCCACAAGUCAUCAAGAACUCUUCAAACAAUAACCCAAGUCAACCAAGAACAACAAUUACUGGUAAGCGUUUGAACAAUAGCCCUAUUGUUUAGCAGCAACAUCAGACCACUCAUUAACAAUAACCAAACGUUCAAGGUACACCAACCAACAUCACCCCCCCCCCCUCCUACCCUACCCAAAAGCUUUUCAGAUAUGCACCCAACUCGCCGCUGCCAAGAAGGAAGAAAUGUCAGUAACUCAACGAUCGAUGAUUCAACUUUCAAGAAUCUCUCACACAACUUUAACUCAACAACUCAAAAAGUGUAGGAUGUUAGUGAAUCUCCAACAGCAGAAUAUAUUUAACGAGACUUUUUGACUUAUUGUAAGGAUUCUCUUAACUGGUGACGUGUGAGAACUCUGGUAAUAGAAGGACAAGUUAAGACGUUACGCUACCACCUCAUAGUUAUACUUAGUGAGAACUGUUCUUUUUUUAAAUGUCAGUCUUACAUUAUUACCAGGAAAGAUAUGUUUUUUUUUAAUUAUUCCUGACACUAAACGCAAGAUUAUGAUUAUAUUAUUAAGUUGGUACUGUUAGGUAUUUGGUAACCAAUACUUUCUGACGUCCCUUCCUGUCUGGCGAGUUACCAAGAGUCUGUAAGAGUUAAAGAGAGAUUAUAGUAAUUCAUAAGGAUACGCUGAUGUGUUUAUUUUGUUAUCACUGUAAUAGUUCUUUUCACUCUGUUGUUAGUGAAGGAUGUGUGUAGUGAACAUAUGUCAAGACAACCAGUAAUAGGUACUGUAAUUAAUCCUGUCAUUAAUAAUAAUGUAAUCUGCCCUACACAUGCCACUGUAAGUCUAGACAACCUCAAAACACUGACCAUUUUAUAUGAAGUUAAUACAGACGAGCACCAGAGCUGAUAAAUUAGUGAACGAAACUUCUUGAGUUACGAACCAAAGAAUAAUGGGGUUGAAGUUUCCACCUUAGGUUGAAGAGUAAAGAGAACCAGGAUGGAAGCUGGGAGUGUUUCAGAUGGUGGGCAUGAAGUAUCCAAACCUAAAUGAAUCCUUUAUAGUACAACUUCCACAAACUAAAAUUUCAAUUAGCUGCAAAUCCGUGAAGGACUGGCGACCUCUUAUAAAAGACAGCCGGCAGCUUUUCCUAUUGACUUCUACCUAAAUCGUGUUUCUUUUUUAUCUUAAUUUUAAUCCUUAUCCUAGUCUAGCCCUUUUUUUAUCGAAUCCACAAUUGAAUCCAAGUAGCUAUUUUAGGUUCCGACAUUUUCUUAGUUUUGGGUAACACAAAAUUUUUGCAAAUUUAACAUCUAAUGGAACUAAAAUACUGACACUACCGAGGCAACUGUUCAUAAAUAUUGCAUGACCUUAGACUAACAUAUUGAGAUCAUCUGAUUAACCGAUGCAGAACAACUUGAGUCUCUCUUGGGAUGUUUGUGGACGCUUGCCUCCUGCAGCUGCUACGACUACCAAGCCAACUUGUUGACAAUGCACUGAUAACCUACUAACUAGACAGGGUGAAGGGCACGGUGGACUGUAGGUUUAUGAAGGUCUCCUUCAAGAGACUACGUGGACACACUCACACUUUAUCCCACACUCUGAUAUAAACCUUGAGGUAACAUUCGAGCCCAGAGGCGUAUUAUAUCUGACGACGUGAGGGUCGCCUUGAGGACCACUGGACAAUGUUCACUAGGGGCUUAACUGUUCUACACCGGGUGAUGCGUUAAACAUGACUCAGGGUUCUCUACAGGAUAACAAGUUGACUCACGGAGGUAAAAAUUUAAACGACAGUCGUAGGGGUGACUUAGGAAGGUGAUAAUCGAAACAGUUAUUAUCCUUAAUAAAGUAAUAAGACUCAUUACGAAGAGCUAAUGCCAGUGAUAUAACUUAUAGAGUACUGUAGAUUUUGCGAAUUUGUUAUCUACAUAAAAUCAGGAAUAUUGAGUAUCACCCGUCUGCUUAGAGCUACCACGGUGUAGUGUUAGCAGCCAGUGACGCGCGCCUUCAGGUCCACCAUAAAUAAUUCAGAACAGUGAGGAUUCCUAACACAUCUUACUUCAACACACAACUUAUCAUUACAAUUCUGGCAUGACCUCACAUGACCUGUCAGCCGCUCUCUGUGUCUUGACAAUGACAAAUCAAAUUGCUUCUCGUGACAGUCUGAAUCCCCACGACCAUGCGUCAGGUCUACCAGUCUCCACAUUAACUCAUAAUUUAUGAUAUAAAAGUUCGCCGGAAAUUGAAGAGAUGUCUCGUUUUUUCUCUGCUACGUGUCAACAAUUUUACUACAAUUUAUAAAGUAAAAAAUUCGGAUUCACCAAAUAAUCUUCUUUACAUGUUCGAUAUUGACUCAAUUUUCAGAGUUUUUCUUAUGAAUAGCAAUAAGGUAAUAUUUCUGUCCCUCAUAAAACCAUACAAACUGACUCAUUGGCUAAAUGAGGCGACCUUCACGGCCAGGCCAGACAAACUCUAUAUUUAAAGAGGAACAGAUCAAUAGUCACAUGGUUAAGACCCUCCAGUGUGGUGUGUGGUAAUAAGAGAGGACCUUGUGUUAUUGUUUUCUGCAUCACUGUAGGUUUCCGUCAUAGCUGAAGAAUCUCUGGUAUGGGAAGCCUCACUUUGUCAGAUCUCUGGGCUUACUGACAGUGAUGUGAGAGUCGACUGUGAUAUGUGUGCAAGCUGCCUCUGCCUCCCGGGGUGAUGCGGGGUUACGGCCGCUCCCGGGGACUCAGCUUACCCGUCCAGUUCUUGGCUAAGUUUAUUGCUUGGAGUCACUUCACUGAAUUAACCGUCGUUCUUGUUCAAAAUGCGAAUAAUAAUUCAUGUAUUUUGAAACGUAAGAAAACUGACUUGGAAAUCUUUCCUCUCACGAAUCAUAGAUUAUUUUAUUUUUAUUUGCCAGUUAUUUUCUCUCCAUCUUAAACACUAAGGAUGUAUAUUUCGACUUCAAGCUCAAUAAUCUUACGCCCAGUUCUGGAAUUCUGAGCUGAGCUAGACAGCCAAUAUUUGCUUUUGCAUUUGUGAAACGUAGGUGAGAGGUGACUCCUAUAGUAACUUUAGAUAUUAGACUCAUGUAAUUUAGUUGACGUGGCUUCCUACGUGGAGCCCAGUUGGUGUACCUGUCUGCAUUUGUCACGUGGUGAGCAACAAUAAAGCUCUACGUCCUCUACUACUAAGGCUGCACCUUAAGGGCAGCACAGUCAUAGAUUGUUGUUUUGUGUAUCUUUUUGUUAUUUCUAGGUUGAACUGUACUGUAAGUCGUUUUCCAUCUUGAAAGUGAAGUAAUAACAAGAGUUAGUAAUUUUCCCCUAUGAUAGAUGGAGAACUGCUAGGAUUAUAUACCACUUGUUUACUGAUACAAUGUUACAUUAUAAGCUAAAGUGCAAACAAGGAGCUACAAUGUGUUGUGCAUUUAUGUUGUGUUUCUUUUUUUCUUCCUUUGUUUUAAUAAUUUGUAGUGUAGGUAUGUCCUCGGCCCUGUGGCUCUCCCUCCCCUGAGCUCUACGCGAAGGGAAAAUUCCCCCCAGGACCCCAGUCACAUAGGAACGCUUCUAUUGGACAUAAUCACUACUAACUACCUGUGAAUUACACUGCAGAUGAUGUCACAUUGAUUUUCAUAUUUUGCAGUUUUAAUGAACGAGUCAGAGGUGUUAAACUUGUGAGCUAGAACUGUGGUGGUAGAUCAUUGAAGCUCUGUCAUACCUAAACAUCUUAGUUAGUACAUAUUUUUUAUAAGUAGAAUGUUUUGAGUAUUCUUGUAUCUUGGCUGCAGAUCGUGGCACGUGACACUUGUACUCCGUGUUUGUUAUGUUGAGGAAGGCGUGAGGAGGGAGGGCACACUACUGAAGGAACACCUCUUAGUGUUCUAGACUGUCCCUACAUUGUGGUUCAGCUGCCUCAGUCUUUGAUUAAUUGUAACCAUCAGCGAACGACAUUACUGCUGUGGUUUCAUUUUCCACUUUUUAACAUUCAACUUCAACUGAAUGUUAAUUGAGCCUUCACGACACUCAUGAAUGGUAAAUCUAACACAGUCGUGGGGAUUUUCUUGUAUCUGUUGGUUUAUUGUAUUGUCGUAAAGAAAUUCUGGCUGAACUAAAUAUUAAUGAGCUGAUGUGAUUGUUAAAAGGUCAAGAAAUUUAACUAAAUUAAACAGACAUAUUUUUAAUGUGAAAUUUCUGAACUAUUUCAAAUGAUGUGAAGCCAUAAUGGAGGUCUUUAACUUCUCCUUAGUUUCACGUUUCUCAAUAUUGUAGACUUUAUUAAAAUAGCUUUUCCUCCAACUAUUAUCAUAUAUUUUAAUAAUAAUUUAGUUCUGUAUUACCUCUGGUGCUGUUCUUGUGGUCCAAAGUGACUCGUACCAAACAAGUAAUUAGUGUUGCCAACAAGCCAAGGUAACCCAGCAUUUACUAAACUAUCAAAACACAAUAAAUGUCUCAGGUGGCAGCCACCAGCUUCCUCGGCCAUGUGUGACUUGUAAACGAGUUAACACGGUGUCUCUCUCUCAGUCUCUGUUACCUCACCGUUGAUGCAGCAUUAAGUUGCUUAACUUUUGUAACGGUCAUCAGAAAAAUGUUUCGUUAAAAGUACAUGUAAACAGUUCUUCACAACAGUAUCCAAGAAAUACUUUACAAACAACAAUUGUCAGUGUAUAUUUAAGUAACGUAUGUCUACCUAUGUUUACCUAAAUGUUGACAAAAUGGGUAAAUAACAAUAAUAGCCUUAAAGUUCAUUGAAUCUAACUAUUUUGUUAUUGUAAUACUUGCCAGCGUGGAGAGUAAGGACCCAACACACCUCGCUCUUGUGACAGACCGUGGCACCUGUGCAGCCACCGCUUUCCUCUUUAUUUGAUCUUGCCUCCUCCUCUUGCUCUCUCCCUGGGCCCUCUUCUCACCAGUCUCACAGAGUGUGGUAGCCUACGGACAACUGGCCUGGGACCCUGGCCCUAAAUGUGCAAUAGAAAGGCGAGUUCAUUUCCUCUCUUACUCAUUAGUGGAGGACGAGGAGUGAAACAAGAUGGGAAAUAUGCCAAUGUUGUAGUGAAAAGAUGUGAAGUGAGUGUGUGAGGGGUGAGCCACGUCUUUUCCAAGACUCGAUGAACAAGAGAUGGUGCGACCGCUGCUGACGUCCCGCCCACAAGAAGCUACGGCUGUAAAACCAGUGGAGGUAGCCAAUGAUAGUGACGCAUUGCCAAGUGUGACUGACCGCAUAUUACUGGAAAAGUCCCUGUAAAGUGAUCUGUUUAUACACAGCGUUAAGGUGACACAAGGCUCACUGUACAGUAAUGGUUCGAGACUUUACUGAGGAACAUAACCUGCGAGUGUCAACUGCGUGAGCUUAUAAUGUGAGAGUUCUGAACUCUGGAUUUCUUGACAAUGAAGAAUCAGUUUUCCUCGAUUGAUGUUCAUUGUAUUUUUGUAAUUCUCCUAAUCUACGUACGCCUGUUUAAAGCUGUGAAGACUUCUGAAUUUAUCAAACUAGAAGAAAGAAAGUUUGUUGUGAUGCAGUAAGAAGUCUUCGGUGCUGAAGGACACUACAAGAAAUAUGGCUAAAACUGCUAGAGUUAAUUUGUACUUUUUUAACUGUGUGUUUACCAUCGCGUGUUCUUGUACAACUUGUGAGGAAAAAGAUAAGUUGUUGACAAUAAAGCCAUGACACGCGAAUGUUUCUGUUCUGUAGUCCGAACAACAGUUAGGUACUCGACGAAGGGCUAUACCAUUAAUCACUAUAUUUUAUUCAUGCUUAUUUAAAUUAAUAUAAAAUGUAUAAAUUAAUUGUUAUCAUAGCAAGACGUAUUUUCACCGUCCUUCUAAUCUGACAUUACAAUCUUUGGUUGUCUGAUCACAAAAUGAUUUACGAUCUUACUAUCUUACUCGCAUUGUGAAUACCUCAAUUAAGAAUACAAAUUAAGUGUAAGAGAGAAAAAAAAUUGUUAGAGUUUUGAAGACUUCAAUAAUGGUACUGUCCUUCUUUGACAAAUGCUGUAAACAUGAUGUUAUCUGUUCCAUCGCCGGGGUUUUUUUUAAGGAUUUCUCCUCAACCCGUAAACACACUUCACUUGGGCGCUUAUCUCAGUGUUAAUUUGUUGUCAUGAGAAACAUGUGAUACGCGACCUCUUAUAAUACUGUAGAGCGGUUGUCUGAGAUAAUUUUCUCAACUGCCGCCAUUGAAGUGCGUUUCAGUAGCCAGUCGUGUAAGUCAUGUAGUGUUGACACAAAUGAAAAAAAAAACUGUACAUGGAACAGAUUAUCAUGACAAUAUUUUUGAAUCGUGCUCAGUCAAGGCCUCUUUUAUUUUCUUAUUUGAAAAUGUGAUAUAUUUAUUAUCAUUAGAUCAGUGCUUGGGUUCCUCUGAGACCUUAAAUGUUCAAGAUGUGAAUAUUCUCCGCAGUAUGAGAAAGCUCAGAACAUUAGAUUAAUCUCACUAAGCACGCUUCGUAAAUAUGAUGUUAUGACUGAAAUUCUCAAGUCUGUUGUCACUUCAAUUGUUUUGUUUCUUGAUAAACAUUGGUAGAAAUAUUCUGAUCCAUGAUUGGCUUCCGAACUGCCUUGGGUGAUGAUAGGGAACCAAUCAUAGAUCAGAAUCAUCUUAAGGCCAGACUCACUUGGGAAUUUGUGCCAUAAGUCCCAUGUGCCGUUAGUUAUAUUAGUUCCCCCAGGCACGGUUCACGUUACUUGAUGUCAGCUGUGUGUGUGUGCAGGUGACGAGGUAAGCGAUACUCCUUUCGUCUGCACUCUUGUAUUUUUCUCGUAGGUGAGUGAGUAGUGUAUUGUGUACAGUAUAUGUUUUUAAUUACUAUUCAGUUCUUCGCGUACAAAUAAACCUAUCAUUGCCAUGUUGACAAAAACCUCGUGAUAUUCGUUUUGCUUACCUAGAUAGCCAAGCCCGUGUAGAAGGCCAGAAGUCGCCUACGUCGCCACAACUCCUGCCUCACACACCCACCAGUUCCUCAAAUACUGAACUCCAGAUGAUGACUGAAAUAAAAACACUGAAUAUUCUCUUGUGUUAGAAAUAUCAGCAAACCUGCGAACGUUGAGGGCGGCCUGCACUAAGUCAGGAACCUAUGAGUUUACCAGAGUUGCAGACUGUGUCUUGUGGCGUCUUGAAUGUAUUUUAGUUGUCAGAUUACAUGGAGUGUCCGGCUUGUUUUUGCGUCCAACGAUGAAAAUUGGUUGGGUGUCACUGUCUGUUGUACGUUUCUAUAAUCAUUCUUUCCAUUUUCUCAGACAUUAGAAUUACUGUUAUACGAAAAUUCUGUUGGAAAACAAUGACAUCAUCGCAUCAAGUUUUUGUUCUGAGCGUGUCCGGGGCAUACCAUGAGCUGCCAUGUCAUAAACAGUUGUACACUCAAAUAUAAAUGAAAUAGAUCUGUAAAACAUUUUUAGUUAUAGAUAUACCUGAUUGAUUAUUUUAAUUAUCUGUUUACUAUCAUCUAAAAUAAAUAUCUAAUUUUAACACGUAAUGCAAGUGUUGUUCCAUUCUCGGGUUAAGAACUCCUGCCAUCAGCAGAGGGAACAACUGGAAAUUUCGUA